UUCUAUUAAAAAGAUGUUUAUCUAAACACAAUAUAAAACAUAUAGCGUGAAGGAAACUGUUUGUUUCGAGAGGAUACAUUUUGAAAAUGUCACAUCAAUAUUUAUUGAAAUAUUUUAUAUUUAUUAUUGUUUUUAACGAUGUUAAAUUUGCUCUUGCUGACGAUGAUGAUGGGUGUGUGAUAAGCUUCAGUGAUGUGGUCGAAGAGUGCGACGGCUUCGACAAUCAGUUUGCAAAAUUGAAAUCUAUGUCCUUGGGAUAUGUUCAUAAUAAUGGAAGUGCAGUUAGCCUAUCUGGUACAAUAAGUUUGUCCGACGAAAUUGAUGACGGAUAUCAGUUAGAGUUACAAAUAGCAAAAGUCUCUGGUUCAUCGUGUAAUGAUAUUAUGUGGAUAGCAGCGAGUAAUAUCUGUGCUAGUUUGAAAGAGGAAGACAUGCCGUGGUACGAACUAGUACAAAAUUUGAAUAUAAAAGAAUGUCCAAUUGUUAAGGCUGACUACCCCAUGGACAACCUACUUAUAGAAGACGGCUCGGCAUCGGACUUCUGCACCCCCGAAAUGGUUGGUGAAUAUUGCAUACAGCUAUCGAUAACAGACAGCAUGAACCAGCAAGUAGUGUGUUACACUUCUUACAUCAGUGUAGAGGGCGGCGAUAAAUAACUUCAAAUUAUUUAUAAAAUCAAUAAGCUUUAAGUCAAAAAACUAUUCAAAUUUGUGGAACCGGAUUCAAUUCUUUUAAUACUUAUAAUUUCUACCCAGAUUUUAAAAUCUGUCUUAAUUUGUA
Pieris rapae (cabbage white) is the source of this 780-nucleotide messenger RNA. RefSeq lists its product as uncharacterized. The transcript is spliced from 4 exons. The record is from RefSeq and is a predicted model, not a curated record. Lineage: Eukaryota; Metazoa; Arthropoda; Insecta; Lepidoptera; Pieridae. Bases 87 to 656 code for a protein of 189 amino acids.